UGGAGGCUGUUAUUGCAAAAAUGACAAAGGAAAAUGCUUCUGUGUUGUAACUUGUUCUGUCAGUCUCCCAUAAGCUGCUGUUCUCACAUUUACCUCCUUGGGUUUGGUUUCUGAAGACAAUUGUUUCAUGCUACCAAGUAGAAAGCACAUAAAAGGAAGUGUAGCUUAAGGAAGAGUGAUAGUUUAAAGUUAAAUAUUAACCAGAUUCAAACAAGCUCAGGAGCAUUUCGAGUGAGGUUAACUUGUUAGGCUGGUGAACAAGAACGAACUCAAGCAGUGAAGAAUAGGCAUGGGGAUACUCUAUUCAGAGCCCAUUUGUCAGGCAGCUUACAAUAACGAUUUCAAAGAAGUUCAUCUCCUUUUGGAGCGCAACAGCAACUAUCUGAACAUCCAGGACAGCUUUGGUGGAGACACCCCCCUAAUUUGUGCAUGUAAACAGGGAAGCAACAGGAUAGUUAGCUAUCUUCUAAAAAGAAAUGCUGAUGUCAACCUCAGAAACAAGAAGGACCGCACUUGUCUGCAUUAUGCUGUCAGAAAACGAUUUACCUUCCUUGACUAUGUGCUCAUCAUAAUCCUCAUGCCAGUUAUGCUUAUUGGAUAUCUUCUCAUGAUCUCAAAGACUAAACAGAAUGAAAACCUGGUCAAGAUGUUGCUUAGAGCUGGAGCCGAUGUUAAUGCUACAGACUUUUCUGGUUGCACAGCCCUUCAUUAUGCUUGUGAAAUGAAAAACCAGGCAGUCAUUCCUUUACUGCUUGAAGCUCAUGCAGACACUUCUGUAAAGAAUCAGAAUGGGGAGACUCCCUUAGAUAUAGCAAGAAGAUUGCAGUUCCACAACAUUGAAAACAUGCUAAUGAAAACUUCCUAGUCAUCAAGGACUUUUGAACAUGCAGAAAAUUAC
This is a messenger RNA of Athene cunicularia (burrowing owl), 898 nucleotides long. RefSeq names its product ankyrin repeat domain 22 (gene ANKRD22). NCBI's taxonomy places the organism in Eukaryota, Metazoa, Chordata, Aves, Strigiformes, Strigidae. Gene Ontology annotation, molecular function: protein binding. Bases 290 to 865 code for a protein of 191 amino acids. The transcript has 6 exons. The record is from RefSeq and is a predicted model, not a curated record.